AUGAGCGCCGGCCGGUCCCCGCAGGCCAAGUACCUGGCGCAGAUCAUCCUGGUCGGGGCCCAAGUGGUCGGACGGGCCUUCAUGAGAGCGCUGCGCCAGGAGUUCGCAGCGAGCCGAGCUGCAGCAGAUGCACGGGGCCGCUCAGAGAGGCCUCAGUCUGCCGCCGCCUCCAGGAUCAUUGGCAUCAGCCUCCAAGAAGCUCAGCAGAUCCUCAAUGUUUCCAGCCUCAACCCGGAGGAGAUCCAAAAGAACUACGACCAUUUGUUCAAGGUGAACGACAAGUCGGUGGGAGGCUCCUUCUACCUGCAGUCCAAGGUGGUGAGAGCCAAGGAGCGGCUGGACGAGGAGCUGCGCAUCCAGGCCAAGGACGAGAAGGAGAAAGGCUGGAAAGCCGAGACGUGACUCUCGUCACUUGUAUCACUGCUUCCCUCUCCCUUAAGUUAUAGGUGGCCAAUAAACGCCGUGUCCUCCACCACCUGGCCUGGCUGCUCUGCUCCCUGGGAGGGACAGGGGACGGCCCCAGCCGUGCUGCUGCCUUGGUGCUGUGCCCCGGCUGUUGGUGUGCAGUGCAGAAACCUGACCCAGUCACAGUGGGCCGGCACGGGCUGGGUUCUGCCCUGCAGAUGAUGGAGGUGGCACUGAGAAGGAAGGGUGUCCCCAGCUUGGCCUCAGGGCAGCCAGGGCUCAAAUCACACCCGGGAAGGCCGCAGGAGCUAUUUUAGUGGGGGUUGGAUGCUCACAGCCUGACUGCACGCAUGCCUCUGGCUCUGCACCACGUGAGAGCGGGGAGCUGCGUGCAGAUGGGCAGCGGGGCGGCCACUGGGUCGGGCACGGUGGUGUGGAGCCUUGUGGGGACACGGCAGGGCUGUCCCCAAUUGCAUUCCCCCCAGGAGGCCAGGCAGGGCCAGCUGUGCCCUCAGCUCUGAGGUGAUGGCAAGCCAUGUCACCCACUUCCCCUUUGUUCCCUGGCAGGAGCUCAGUGCUUUGUCCCCACCUCUGGCUCCUUGCUGCCCUUGGGCCCUGGGCGCAGGCGGGUAGCGUGGUCGCAGACUGAAACAGGAACUUACUUCAACUUCACUUUAUUGUUUUCUUAAUAAACUUCCUCUCCCAUGGAGGAAUAUAGUGUUAUAA
Molecule: messenger RNA, 1131 nt
Organism: Meleagris gallopavo (turkey)
Lineage: Eukaryota; Metazoa; Chordata; Aves; Galliformes; Phasianidae
Source: RefSeq, a predicted model, not a curated record